Messenger RNA from Fusarium vanettenii 77-13-4, 588 nucleotides. RefSeq lists its product as uncharacterized. The transcript has a single exon. The annotation marks the transcript as partial. NCBI's taxonomy places the organism in Eukaryota, Fungi, Ascomycota, Sordariomycetes, Hypocreales, Nectriaceae. The record is from RefSeq and is a predicted model, not a curated record.
GUUAUUAUUACCGGUGCCAACCGCGGUAUUGGCCGAGGCUUCGCCAAGGUGCAUCUCGCAAGGCCAUCUACCACCGUCAUCGCCGCUGUUCGAGACGCAACACAUGCCACUUCGAAAGCUUUGCAAAAUUUGCCCAAGGCAGAUAGCUCUAGGCUGAUCACCAUUCAACUUGACUCGUCCAUGCCAGAAAGUACGGCGGCAGUCAUUGAAAAGCUCAAGACAGAUCACGGCAUAACCUCCCUCGACAUCGUCAUCGCCAAUGCUGGGAUCUCUCUCAACGCCAGUCGUGUUCGCGAGUCUACCGUCGAAAACAUCAACCAGCAUCUGCUAGUUAAUGCGGUUGCCCCAGUUGCCCUCUUCCAGGCCGCUGCAGAUCUUCUUCAGGCUAGUAAGACGGGAAACCCUACCUUCAUUGCGAUAUCAACACUGGGUGGUUCCAUCGCAUCGAUCGAUGGAGUUGCCCACCUACCGCUUAGCCCAUACGGUGGCAGCAAGGCGGCGCUGAACUGGUUCAUUCGUCGUCUUCAUUUUGAAGAACCGUGGCUUACUAGCUUCCUCCUUCAUCCUGGUCUCAUUGAGACUGAUCUC